AUGGAAGACCUAAUCGCUACACUCAACGGCAACAUGCAUGUGUCGCAGGAGCUGGCCGAGCUCGAAAACUUCAAGGCCCACCUCGCGCGCACGCUCGUUAUCCCCGCCCCCAUCUCUCCAGAACUCGACGGCCAGAUCCCCCGUGCUCGCGCACCAUCACUCGCCAACGGCAUGGGUUACCACCUCGAUGACAUGCCCCUCCCCCCCUCGCACCAGCCCUUCCCUUCGCCUGUCGCGCAGUACGCCAGCUUCGACUUUGGCGGUGACAUGGGCGGCGAACUCGGUCUCCCCGAAUACCCUGCCUCGUCCUUUACCCCCACCUACUCUUACGACCAGCGCUCGGCCUCGCACGCGUCGGUGCCAACACAUGCCCAGCUGCAGGAGGAGAGCAUUGCCGCGCUCAAGUCGGCGUUUGCGGGAGACGCGUUUGCAUCGACAGUCACAUGGGCACAGCCCGCUGUGAAUGAGAAGCAGGCCGACCCGUGGCGCAUGUUCCAGUCCAACGGCGCCAGCGUGUUCGGCUCCUUUGGCCAGCAGCAGGCAAGCCACAACGCCCUCGGCUUUGGCGCACCACCCGUCGACAACGAGCCAGUGCCCCAGUACUCGCAGGAGGACGAGUCGAUGGACGAGGACAUGGCCGAGGCGGCGCUCGACUUUAGCGAAGAGGAGCGCGCAGUCAACGACAGCUACUACCCCGACCCAUACGGCAUCUCUCGAUGGCAGUAG
This is a messenger RNA of Vanrija pseudolonga, 726 nucleotides long. RefSeq lists its product as uncharacterized. The coding region runs from base 1 to 726 and encodes 241 amino acids. The transcript has a single exon. The record is from RefSeq and is a predicted model, not a curated record. NCBI's taxonomy places the organism in Eukaryota, Fungi, Basidiomycota, Tremellomycetes, Trichosporonales, Trichosporonaceae.